GCCCCGCUCACCAUCAAACACUGAAAUAUUUUUCCUUGUCCUCGUGCUCCGUUAAAAGCUUCUUCUCUUCUUCGAGUGUGGCCGCUGGCAAUUUAGAUUUUUCCUCUAUCUGCUCGUUUCGCAAUUUCCGGCUUGGAGGUUGAUAACCAGGAAACACGGAAACGCGUUGCAUAACGGAUAAAAAAUAAGGAAUCGUAUUCGAUUCUUUAUUCACUCUGCAUUCCCAAAUAUCUACAGCCUAUCCUUACUCCUCUCCUCACGGGCGUUUCGUUAGUGCAUCUACGAUCUGUUCGACACUUGGGCUUCAUCAGUGCAUCGACGAUGUGAACUACCCUCCUCUCCGGCGUUUCAAACUUUCAGUGAAGUCUAGAACAGUCGUCUUCAUCAGUGCAUGGUAUCUGUUGAUAAACUUAGAGCUUUUGUGCAAGUUAGAGUUGCUUAUAUUUUUAACAAGGGUAGAAUGGUCUUUCCACCCAAAUUGGUCCACCCAAAUUGGGUCAUUUUAAAGUUUGAAUUUGCAAGGGUUAGCGUUUCAUCUCUGGUCCCUAACCCAAGAAUUCCCAACCUAGAAUCAGCCGAAAUUCGGAAUUUCCACGAAUGAAUUUGCAAAUUGAAGCGGGAGAUAAUCCUGGGAGACAAUGGUCCUUGCAGGACUUCGAGAUCGGAAGGCCCCUGGGCAAAGGCAAAUUCGGCAGAGUUUACCUAGCCCGAGAAGUCAAGAGCAAAUACAUAGUAGCAUUGAAGAUAAUAUUCAAAGAACAGAUAGAAAAGUACAGAAUUCAUCAUCAAUUGAGAAGAGAGAUGGAAAUUCAAACAGGUCUAGUUCACCCUAAUAUACUACGCCUCUAUGGUUGGUUUCAUGAUGAUGAGCGAAUAUUCAUGAUUCUUGAGUAUGCUCAUGGCGGUGAGCUUUACAGAGAGCUCAGGAAGAAAGGUCAUUUCACCGAAAAGCAAGCCGCGACGUACAUUGCAAGUCUCACUCGUGCCCUGGCAUACUGUCAUGAGAAGCAUGUGAUUCAUAGAGACAUUAAGCCAGAAAAUUUGUUGCUGGAUCAUGAGGGUCGAUUAAAAAUUGCCGACUUUGGAUGGUCAGUACAGUCAAAAAGCAAGAGAAACACGAUGUGUGGAACAUUGGAUUAUUUAGCACCAGAAAUGGUGGAGAACAAGGCUCAUGAUUAUUCAGUUGAUAAUUGGACAUUGGGUAUUCUUUGCUAUGAGUUCCUCUAUGGUGUCCCUCCAUUUGAGGCUGAGACUCAAAAUGACACAUUCAAAAGGAUUGUGAAUGUUGACCUGAUCUUUCCUUCCACUCCUAGCAUCUCAUCAGAUGCGAAAAAUCUCAUCAACCAGCUUCUGGUGAAGGACUCCUCAAAGAGACUCUCUCUUCAGAAGAUUUUGGACCACCCUUGGAUAAUCAAGAAUGCGGAGCCCACUAAGGGUAUCUGCAAUUUGUUGGGUCUUUAAAGUUCUAAUCUCAUUCUAUAUUUUUGUUGUAUCUUUUAAGUUUUAAUCUCACUCUACGAGGUAAUGUUGAACUUAAAUUUUGUAGUGCUUGUGAAAACCAGAGCUUUUGUAUAUAGAUGCUUAACUGUUUGUCCAAGGGCCAAAUUGCUUUGGUUUUUUCGUAUUUCAUUGUGGAAUAUAACCAUUCAGAAUAUUGUCUGUA
Messenger RNA from Mangifera indica (mango), 1663 nucleotides. Its product is annotated as serine/threonine-protein kinase Aurora-3-like. Gene Ontology annotation, biological process: mitotic spindle organization; protein phosphorylation; regulation of cytokinesis. The record is from RefSeq and is a predicted model, not a curated record. Gene Ontology annotation, cellular component: spindle microtubule; spindle midzone; spindle pole centrosome. Lineage: Eukaryota; Viridiplantae; Streptophyta; Magnoliopsida; Sapindales; Anacardiaceae. Gene Ontology annotation, molecular function: ATP binding; protein kinase activity.